UCGACUAUGGGCAUUUCAACUAAGGUUUUUCUCCAGCUGGAGAGAUAUCAGAACUCGUCUCCAGCACUCCAAUGCGUGGCUGACGGACGGCGACUUUAUGUUCGCCCUUUAGCGGCAAAAGGCUCAAAGAGAUCUUUCGAUUUUGACGGGAUAGUCGAAUCUGAAAAUGAUUCGAAUGACAUGCUGUUCGAUAUUGUGAUGAAGCCUCUAGUCAGGAAAUUUCUCGACGGCUUCAAUGUCUCAUUGUUGACAACCUGUGUUAGCGGCAGCGGAAAGCGGCUAUUGUCCGAUGGUUCAAAUGACAGCGCAGGAAUCCUUUCAAUGCUUGUUCACAGUAUUUCUUCCGUGCCACAAACUGACGAAGGUGACAGGGAAAAUCAAUCGGUCAAAUUAAAGCUCUACGAGAUAGCAGGUGAAAGUGUCCGUGAUUUGCUUCAGCCUGAACGGAACGAGGGUCUGGCACCGGACAAUGUCGCCUUGAUUCGAGUGGAUGAUCCAUGGACGUGCGUUGGGCUUAUCAAGAAGGCCCUAGCAAGCAGCUUUAGGCAAGAGGUCAAUGCCGUGGAACAAACGUCAAUCCUGGUCUGCCAGUUUCAACUUCAGUGCAAACAAAGAAAUGGCAGUAUUGACACUGAGAUCCGUUCUGGUACCAUACACUCCAAAUUUACAGUUGUUGAACUAUGCGGUGUAGAAAAUCUUCUAGAGGAUCCUGCAAAACUCAGAAUAAAAUAUGGUCCCUUCAUAAGCCAGCCAAUCAUCUCCACCUGGAAUGCUCUGAAAGCGUGCAGCUAUAACAAGCGGGACCGUUGCGACUUCGAACAGUCCAUAGCCACGCAGCUUCUGUAUGAUGAGAUCGGAGGAAACUGCAUCUCGUCCUUCUUACUCGCGUUGAAUCCAGAUCAUGACGUGAACCUAAAUUUGGCAAUCUUGGAGAUGAGUGGAAUGCUCAGAAACAUUGUGACCUAUCCUGUUCGCAAUGACGAAAACCUACGUGCUAAUUACCUCAGGAUCUGGAAUCAAGCGCGACGAUCGCUUUACUUGACGUCUGAGGACCGCGAGACUGCUGGGAAUACAGAUCCUAGGAAAUUGGUGCUAGAUAACAGUGCUCUGAGACAUGAUGUCGGCACUCUUCAAGAAAGGCUCGACAUGACAAAUAAGCGAUUGAGGGACCUAGCCGCACUGAGAGAUGAUCUUCAGACUAGCUUGACAAAGAGUGAACAGGGGCGCCUGAGUUUGAAAAAGGAAAGGCAGGAUAUUGACGAUCAUUGCAGCAAAAUGUUGGAGGAAAUUGAAUCGCUUCGACAUGCCAAUGAACAGAUGCAGCAGGAAAAUGAAAAACUGAAAGAUAGCCUGGAAGCCGCAGCACAAAGCAAAUUGCUGUUGGAGAACUCUCUAAAUAAGCUGCAAUUUGAUAGACAGCAGGCCAUCACGCUGCAAAGCUCCCUCCAGGGUGCAGCAGAAGUAAACGAGACUUUGUGUCGGGAGGUUACUGAUUUAAGUCUCGAAGUGGUUAGCUUAAAAAACGAAAACGCAUCGCUCCAGAGGACGAGUAAAGAGCAUAUAGCUGAAACUCAAAAGCUCAAGAAGCACAAUGAUUUUCUCCAAACUCUCUACGAGAAAGAACAGCGUGACCGACAGGAAACCGACGGGCAAGCUAGAAAGCUGCGGGACCAAUAUAAUGAGACGAGGGACUUGUUGAGCAAAAUGAGAUCGCAACUAGGAUGCACACCAAAGUCGCUGGCAGCCGCUGUCACAACCAAAGCGGACCAGGGAAACGCUACCGGAACUCUUCUGGAUACAUAUGCCAGUCAAAUUGGAAAUCUCCAGGCGGAAAUGCUGGCAUUUGAAAGAAAAGUGAAGUACGUGGGGGAACAAAAUGCGUUCGCUUGGGUCCAGCUCGCCAAAAAGGAUGAAAUCAUCGAAGACUUGAGAAACCAGCAACAAACUGUGAUGAAUGCAUAUCGUACCAUUCUGGAUGAACUCAAUCAGAGUCUCGUAGCUCUCUCGGACAACGAUUCUGCUAGUCCCAGCUGGGUGACCUCUCUUAAUGCUCUGGUAAAACGAUUUCUCGAUGAGAUACUUCGCACCUACAUAAUCAGAGAAGAGCAUUUGAUGAAAGAGCUGCUUUUAGGUCGGGAGGAAAUGAAGGUGCUCAAAGGUGCAAGUACAGUUACCAAGAAUGGCUCACAGGAUGUGGCCAGACAGCUGCGCGGUUCGCUGUUCAUGCUCGAGGAUGAACGGUCUCGCCUUUUGACUCGAUGCAUUGUCGCUGAAGAACAACUGGCUGUGUACUCCAAAAUUAGGGAAGCACCUGGGUAGUCCCUACGUCGAGAUCACGAAGAAGGGGCAAAAGUUGUGCGUAAACAACACCCAUUUUGCACUGGGAGGAUUCCUUCAUAGCUAAACAGUGAAUGGUGAAUGAUUAUUCCGCGUAUUAAGCAUGUCGCCCGCCACUGCUGUCCUUAGCUACCCCUAUCUGUGCCAUAAAUAUGAAUAAAUUAUCUAGUCUAUCUAUCUACCCA
Molecule: messenger RNA, 2522 nt
Organism: Spizellomyces punctatus DAOM BR117
Lineage: Eukaryota; Fungi; Chytridiomycota; Chytridiomycetes; Spizellomycetales; Spizellomycetaceae
Exons: 21
Coding region: 7-2319 (770 amino acids)
Biological process (GO): microtubule-based movement
Cellular component (GO): microtubule; kinesin complex
Molecular function (GO): ATP hydrolysis activity; microtubule binding; ATP binding
Source: RefSeq, a predicted model, not a curated record